This is a messenger RNA of Eurytemora carolleeae, 950 nucleotides long. Its product is annotated as GATA-binding factor 1-A. Gene Ontology annotation, biological process: cell fate commitment; positive regulation of transcription by RNA polymerase II; negative regulation of transcription by RNA polymerase II. Lineage: Eukaryota; Metazoa; Arthropoda; Copepoda; Calanoida; Temoridae. Gene Ontology annotation, molecular function: zinc ion binding; RNA polymerase II cis-regulatory region sequence-specific DNA binding; DNA-binding transcription factor activity, RNA polymerase II-specific. The record is from RefSeq and is a predicted model, not a curated record.
AGGGUAGAGAGUGUGUGAACUGCGGUGCAACAUCUACUCCGUUGUGGAGACGGGAUGGAAAUGGUCACUAUCUCUGCAAUGCAUGUGGUCUUUAUUACAAAAUGAAUGGAACAAAUAGACCUUUAGUCAAACCAAAACGACGACUGUCCUCAGCAAAGCGGGAAGGAACCAGCUGUACAAACUGUAAUACAACAACAACAACACUCUGGAGAAGAAAUACAAACGGAGAACCCGUUUGCAAUGCAUGUGGUCUCUAUCACAAAUUGCAUAAUGUUCCCCGACCUACCGCUCUCAAGAAGGAGAAUAUACAGACCAGGAACAGGAAGCUGUCGACAAAGUCGAAGAAAAAACGACAAGGUCUCGGCGGAUUUUUCCCGGGCGGACUAGAUUCAAGAUAUGGCGGAUUUCCGCCCGGAGUGGGCAUGGGGGGAAUGUCUUCUCAUGUCGGAAUGCCCGGCUAUUACCCGGAGCUACAUUCAAUGACCUCCCAGUUUAUGACCCCGACCUCUAUGUUUGGAGGUGGUGGAGUGAGCGGUAUGAAUCCGCCUCUAAACCUGUCUCAUCACACAAUCCCAGGACCACAGGGACAGUUUGUGUAAACAGCAGAAUCAGAAGACUAAUUUCAAGUUAUAGUUAAACUCAGAACAUUUUGUGAUAAAACAGAUUCAUUUUCAUAAAACAGAGCUAAUGAAAAUAGUUUUUUUUUCUCACGAUUAGCACAAUUAUUCUCUAAAUAAUUUUGCAUUGCAGACAAAUAAUUCUUGCUAAUUUAAUUGUUAAUGCAAUACAUAUGUAAAAGACAGAUUAAUCUUAAAGCAGUGCAAUACAAUGUGAUGACAAAUUGCCUAAACUUCCAUCCUGUCUUUAAGAAACAUGACUUUCAAAUGUGAUUUCAACUUUUCAUAGUCUCUCUCUCAUAGUUAUCCAUGUAUAAUAUAAUUUUUAAUAUU